Psilocybe cubensis is the source of this 342-nucleotide messenger RNA. RefSeq lists its product as uncharacterized. The transcript has a single exon. The record is from RefSeq and is a predicted model, not a curated record. The coding region runs from base 1 to 342 and encodes 113 amino acids. NCBI's taxonomy places the organism in Eukaryota, Fungi, Basidiomycota, Agaricomycetes, Agaricales, Agrocybaceae.
AUGCCUCUCUUCGCCACCGGAACCGUCAUGUACGUCGACCACCGCCUCGUCGCGCUGUUCACCCUCAUAGAAACCAACACCCGCGUCCGUUUCAUCGGCGAGUUCACCGGGCCCGAGCCUGCGCCCACACCCGACUUCGUCUGUCCCAACGCGACACUGGUGUACGAGUCCCAGGACGAGAUAUUCAAGACCACCGAGUUCACCUGCGCGCUUGGGGUGCACGAUGCCAAGUUCAAGAUGGCUGGGAGUCUUGGAGGGGUGACGUUUGAUGGCCGGUUGGAGUGGCCUUUGUCGCCUGCUGUCAGCCGGAAAGGAAUGGGAAGGUGGACGAUGUCAUCUUAG